AUGUCGGCGACCGACCCCGCUGUCAGCAGUGGCAGCAAGUCCAUAAAUGAAAAGGACGUUGGCCUUCCCGGCUACCACGCGAGCCCCGCCUCCCCCGUCCAGGAGGAGGGCGCUGUUCGAUCCGAGCACUGGGCCACCCGCCUUGGUGUCAACGCCGAGUCCUUCAAGAAGCGCGACUAUGGCAAGGGUAUCGUCGAGCUCGAGCGCUCCAUGAAGCCCCGUCAUCUGCACAUGAUCGCCAUCGGAGGCUCCAUCGGUGCCGGUUUCUUCGUGGGCUCGGGCGCCGCCUUGUCCACGGGUGGCCCGGCCUCUCUCCUGAUCGACUUUAUCAUCAUCGGUGUCAUGAUGUUCAACGUCGUGUAUGCUCUCGGUGAACUCGCUGUCAUGUACCCUGUCUCGGGUGGUUUCUACACCUAUGCCGUUCGCUUCAUCGACCCCGCCUGGGGUUUCGCCAUGGGCUGGAACUACGUCAUGCAAUGGGCCAUCGUCGUGCCGCUCGAGCUGACCGUCUGCGCCAUUUCCAUAUCCUAUUGGAAUGACGUCGUAAGCCCCGGCGUCUGGAUCACCGUCUUCUUCGUCUUCAUCAUCAUCGUGAACAUCUUCGGCACCCUGGGUUACGCCGAGGAGGAGUUCUGGUCUGCCUUCCUGAAGCUGAGCGCCACCGUCAUCUUCAUCAUCAUCGCUGUCAUCAUGGUCUGCGGUGGCGGCCCGGAACGGGGCCAGUACGACCACUACUGGGGCGCCAGGCUGUGGUUCGAGCCCGGUGCCUUCCGCAAUGGCUUCCGCGGCUUCUGUUCCGUCUUCGUCACCGCUGCCUUCGCCUUCAGCGGCACCGAGCUGGUUGGUCUCGCCGCUGCCGAGGCCAAGAACCCCGUCAAGUCGCUUCCCGGUGCCAUCAAGCAGGUCUUCUGGCGUAUCACACUAUUCUACGUCCUGGGUCUUCUCAUGGUCGGCCUCUUGAUCUCCAGUGAUGACCCGCAUCUCCUCAACGCCAGCUCCGACGACAGCGCCGCCUCCCCCUUCGUUCUGGUCGGACAGUACGCCGGCCUCGCUGGCUUCAACCACUUCAUGAACUUCAUCAUCCUGGUGUCGGUCAUCUCCAUCGGUGUCUCGGGUGUUUACGGUGGAAGCCGUACCCUGACCGCCCUGGCUCAGCAGGGUUACGCCCCCACCAUCUUCAGCUACGUCGAUCGCAGCGGUCGCCCCCUCGCCUCCGUCGCCUUCGUUCUGGCUUUUGGACUCCUGGCCUACGUCGACUUGGCCGCCGCCGGCGGUACUGUCUUCACCUGGCUCCAAGCUCUGUCGGGUCUCGCUGCUCUCUUCACCUGGGGGUCCAUCUGCCUGUCCCACAUCCGAUUCCGAAGUGCCUGGGCCUACCACGGCCACACCCUUGACGAGAUCCCAUUCAAGGCCAUUGGUGGUGUCUAUGGAUCGUGGCUCGGUCUCAUCCUCGUCGUUCUGGUGCUCAUUGCUCAAUUCUACGUCGCAGUUUGCCCGGUCACAGGGGGGUACAACACCGCCGGAGGCUUUUUCGAGAGCUAUCUUGCCUUCCCCGUUGUCAUAUUGUUCUAUGCCGUCGGUUACGCGUGGAAGCGUACCGGCUGGUUGAAGACCAGUCAGAUCGACGUGGACUCAGGCCGCCGAGAGACCGACUGGGACGAGAUUAAUGCGUACCGCCAGGAGCUUGCCGCGAAACCCGCGUGGAAGCGUAUCUUGGGAAUGAUAUUCUAA
This is a messenger RNA of Anthostomella pinea, 1731 nucleotides long. The record is from the annotation of a GenBank genome assembly. Lineage: Eukaryota; Fungi; Ascomycota; Sordariomycetes; Xylariales; Xylariaceae.